This is a messenger RNA of Paramecium pentaurelia, 950 nucleotides long. The record is from the annotation of a GenBank genome assembly. NCBI's taxonomy places the organism in Eukaryota, Ciliophora, Oligohymenophorea, Peniculida, Parameciidae.
AUGAAAAUCAAGAUAGUUCAUAAUAACGAGAUUCAUCUCUUCAAAUAACAAAACCCAAAUCUCUAAGGAAUCAGAGAACACAUUAAAAAAAUAUAUCCCAACAUCAAUACUAACUUUACACUUGCUUAUAAUGACUCAGAAAAUGACUAGAUAAGUUUAAGUUGUUAAGACGAUUUAUAAGUUCUUGUUGAUGAAGGAAUAUAAACAAUCAAGGUCUUUGUGUUAACUUCUAACAAACCUUAAUAAAUUCCUUAAGGUAAGAUGGUUCAUAAAAGACAUACUUGUGAUGGAUGCUAGACUUAUCCAAUCGUUGGAUCAAGAUUCAAAUGUCUUGAAUGUUCCAAUUAUGACUUAUGUGAAGAAUGUUAAGCCAAAGACAUGCACAAUCAUCAUAAAUUCUAUAAGAUAAGUACUCAAGAAGAAUUAGAAUAAUUUAGAAAAGAACAUUGGGGUAAAUUUGGACAUUGGAGACACAGAGGAUGUGGAUUUAAUAGAAAUGGACCUCAUGGACAUGGACAUCAUGGACAUGAAGCAUUUAAAUAAUUUAGAGAAUUUUUCUAGGAUCCUGCUUUUAAAGAAAUUAAACAAACAGUUUGUACUAUUGCAAAAGAUUUUUUUGGUGUAAUAAAGACAGAGAUUGAGAAACACAAGAACUCUAAAUAAUAAGAACAACCUUAAGAAGAAUGUAAUACAAAUAUUAACGAAGAAACAUUAGAAGAAACAAAAUAAGAAAUAUAAUAAGAAAUAUAAUAAGAAAUAUAAUAAGAAAUAUAAUAAGAAAAUACUAAAGAAUCAAAUGAUAAUAAGAUUCAAAAAGAAAUUGAAGAGAAAAUUAAAGAGUUGAUUUAAGUUUUGUAAUGUGAUGAGAAAAUAGCUAGAGAAUAUAUUGAAUGCUUUAAAGAAUUACCACUAAAUGAAAUUGUUGAUAUUAUAUUAGAAAAAUAAUGAUU